Messenger RNA from Catharus ustulatus (Swainson's thrush), 3449 nucleotides. RefSeq names its product cadherin-1-like. Lineage: Eukaryota; Metazoa; Chordata; Aves; Passeriformes; Turdidae. Gene Ontology annotation, biological process: calcium-dependent cell-cell adhesion; cell-cell junction assembly; multicellular organism development. The record is from RefSeq and is a predicted model, not a curated record. Gene Ontology annotation, molecular function: calcium ion binding; cadherin binding; hydroxyisourate hydrolase activity. Gene Ontology annotation, cellular component: catenin complex; adherens junction; plasma membrane.
GCCGCGCAGGUACCGCCCCGCCCCGGAGACCGGCCCCAGUACGCGCCAGGCAUCCCCCGGCAAUGCCCUGGACCCCUCCAUUACCCCCGCGAUCCUCCUACAGGGGGUUCACCCCCUACAACACCCCCGGCAAUCCCCGUUACACCGCGGUACUCUCUGGAAACCUCCGGCAGCUCCCGAUACAACGAUACAACAUCCGAUACCGCUCGGUACCCCCCGUAUUCCCCUGGAACCCCACAGCAAUCCCCAGUACCCCAUGUUACCUCCCAGGCACCCAUCCGUCAAGAUCCAGACACAGCCCGGUACCCCUCGGGCACCGCCCAGUACUGGAACCUUCAAUACCCGCCAGGCACACCCGGCACCUCUCUGAAAUCCCCCUGUCAGUCCGUAAUACUUCCCGGGAACCCUGGGGCACCUCUUGGUAACCUCUUGGAACGCCCUGGCAACCCUCGGCAAUCCGCGAUACCCCCGUUAACCCCUGGUCACCCCCAGUUCCUCGUGGGGCACCUCCCCGGUCUGUACCAAUCGGUAUCGCCUUGGCACUCCUCGGCAGGGCCCGGCAAUCCUCGGGCCGGGCACCCCGCCGGGCAAUCCGGGCAAUCCACCAGGCACCCCCCGGUGUCUCAGUGCCGCCCUCCGGUGCUCCCGGCCCCUCAGCGCGGCCCCGGGGACACGCCCGGGCAUCCCGGUAUCUAUAGGCACCUUCGCGGUCCCGCCGUUCGUCCCUCCCGGUGUUCCCAUGAACCGUGGCACCUCCCACCAUCACCCCCGCAGGAACAGCCCCCCUUCCUCAUUCCUCCGUGCCACUCCCGGCUGCUUCCUCCCCCCUUUCCCGUCUGUGGGUGCACUGGAACUCUCGGGGGGGGAACCUGGGUGUGCCCCCCCCAGCCCCACUGGAGUGGGGGUUCCCAUGGCCACCGAGGGACAGCCCCGGGGGGUUUGUCCCCCCAGCCUGGAGCAGCAUCUCGUGUGCUGGGCCCCCCCAUACGGCCCCCCAGACCCCACCGGGGCUGGCAGCUCUGCAAGGGCGGUUCUGCUUUCCUGGCCAAGGACACUGACGCAACAGGGAAAGUUCCCAGCUGGUACCUGGGGGGAACAGCCAUUGCAGCUGCAGCCAUGGCACCCUGCACCUUCACCCUCCUCCUCCUGCUGGUGGGACCAUCGCAGUGGGGCCGAGGGUAUUGCACGGCCACCCCCCCGGAGGGUCCAGGCAGAGCCAUGUCCCGCCACGGACUGCUGUCCAUCCCACAGGACACACUGACCUUCCCGGAGCAUGGACACGGCCUCCGGCGGCAGAAGAGGGACUGGAUCAUCCCCCCCAUCAACUGCCCUGAGAAUGAUCGGGGGCCUUUCCCCAAGAAGCUGGCACAGAUCAAAUCCAACAAGGACAAGGAGACAAAGGUUUUCUACAGCAUCACGGGGCAGGGAGCAGAUAGCAUCCCUGUGGGUGUCUUCAUCAUCGAGCGGGAGACGGGGUGGCUGAAGGUGACACAACCCUUGGACCGGGAGAAGAUGGAUAAAUACGUGCUCUACUCCCACGCCGUGUCAGCCAACGGGCAGCCCGUGGAAGACCCCAUGGAGAUCAUCAUCACCGUCACUGACCAGAACGACAACUGGCCCGUCUUCACCCAGCAAGUCUUUGUUGGUUACAUUGAGGAGAAUGCAAAGCCAGGCACAUCUGUGAUGACCGUGAACGCUACGGACGCAGAUGAUGCAAUUAAUGUGAACAAUGGCAUCAUUGGCUACUCCAUCCUCAGCGAGGAGCCCAAGGGUCCACAGCGGAUGUUCACCAUCAAUGCUGAGAAGGGCAUCAUCAGUGCCAUUGGCACAGGACUGGACCGGGAGACCACUCCCAACUACACACUGAUCAUCCAGGCUGCAGACCAGGAGGGCACUGGCCUGACCAACACCGCCACUGCCAUCAUCAAAGUCACUGAUGCCAAUGACAACCCUCCUGUCUUCGACCCCACCAUGUAUGAGGUCUCAGUGGGUGAGAACGAGGUGGGGGUGCUGGUGACCCGGCUGUAUGUGACAGACCAGGACCUGCCAGGCUCCCCGGCCUGGAACGCCGUCUACCGCAUCCAGAUCGGGGACCCGCAGGGCAACUUUGAGGUCACCACAGACCCCAAAACUAACGAUGGGAUCCUGAAAACUGCCAAGGUGGGUCCCGCUGCCAUGGCUGGCUCAGCAUCAGCUGACUCUGCUGGCACUACCCAGCUUCUCUCCCACCCCCAGGGCCUGGAUUAUGAGACCCAGAAACGGUACACGCUGGUGGUGUCAGUGCAGAACGAGGUUCCCUUCACUGUGCCCCUGACUCCUGCCACAGCCACUGUCCUGGUGGUGGUCAGGGACGUGAAUGAAGCCCCCAUCUUCAUACCCGCGGUGAAGCGGGUGGAGGUGAUGGAGGAUGUGCCAGUGGGAUACCACAUCACCUCCUACACAGCCCAGGACCCCGACAAGGAGCAGAGCCAGAAAAUCACGUAUCGCAUGGGCAGUGACCCUGCGGGGUGGCUGGCCAUUGACCCUGAGAACGGCAUCGUCACGGCAGCCCAGCCCCUGGACCGGGAGUCGGCACACGCCAUCAACAGCACCUACAAGGCCAUUGUCCUGGCCGUGGACAACGGGUCACCAAACCAUGCCACUGGAACGGGGAUGCUGCUCGUCUGGCUUCAGGAUGUGAACGACAACGGGCCCAUCUUCACCCAGGAAGUUUUCCAUGGUUCUGUGCUGGAAGGAGCUGAGCCAGGCACAUCAGUGCUGCGGGUGCUGGCCACUGAUGCAGACAAUGCUGUGACCUCCGACAAUGGCGUUGUGAGCUAUUCCAUCCUGAGCCAGGUGCCGGAGAAGCCCCAGCCUGGGAUGUUCACCAUCGACAGCAGCUCUGGGCUGGUUUCCGUGGCCAUGCUCGGGCUGGUGGCAAAGGAGGUCCCUGAAUACACACUGGAGAUCCAGGCUGCCGACUUGGGGGGAUAUGGGCUGCGAGCCACCGCCAAAGCCCGCAUCACAGUGCAGGCUGACGGCAUGUCUGAGGUGGGAAACGGCACCCUGACCACCCACGUGCUGAACACGGCCACGGGGCUGCCGGCAGCUGGCCUUGUUGUCCGCCUGGCCCAGCUGCAGGAGCCAGGGCCACAGUGGAUGGAGCUGGCACAGAGGCGCACGGAUGCAGACGGGCGCUGCCAGCCCCUCCUGGCACCAGGACAGGGCAAGUCUGGCACCUACAAGCUGCACUUUGAGACAGCUGAGUACUGGCAGGGACUGGGGCACACCAGCUUCUACCCCUUCGUGGAGGUCGUCUUCAUCAUCACUGACCCAGCACAGAAGCUCCAUGUCCCGCUGCUCAUCAGUCCCUACUCCUACACAACGUACCGGGGCAGUUAGAGGGGCACAGCCUUCCCCUGCCGAUGCAGGAAUGAUGCCACUGAUGCCAUUAAAAACUCCAAACAGCA